Molecule: messenger RNA, 4615 nt
Organism: Petromyzon marinus (sea lamprey)
Lineage: Eukaryota; Metazoa; Chordata; Hyperoartia; Petromyzontiformes; Petromyzontidae
Source: RefSeq, a predicted model, not a curated record
GACUUCCCUGCAGGGUUCCUUAUUUACAGAGGAAGAGUACAGUACCUGCCACUAGUUCCUUGUCAAGGCUAAGGUUCGGUUGUCAAUACCAUUACAGUUGAGUAGCACCGCUAGCCUCUCGUCAAGGUUCUGCUAAAAGCCCUUAACGCCAACGCCGCGUGUUUCGGACACCGACUUGAGAUUGUUUGACCGUGGAGGAGGGGGGGUGGAUCAGAGUUGAGAGGCUGAGCUGCGGAUUAUGAGAUACAGCUGCAAUGGGGAGCAAGGAACACUACCACUGGACGAGUGGCAAUGUGAAGCACAGCGGUGUGGACGACAUGGUGCUGCUCUCCAAGGUCACGGAAGAUGCCAUCGUGGAAAACCUCAAGAAGCGCCUGAUGGACGACUGGAUUUUCACAUACAUUGGGCCGGUGCUGAUCUCAGUGAAUCCCUUCAAGCAGAUGCCGUACUUCACCGACCGCGAGAUUGACAUCUACCAGGGUGCUGCCCAGUUUGAGAAUCCACCCCACAUUUACGCACUGUCUGACUUCAUGUACAGGAACAUGCUUAUCGACUCUGAGAACCAAUGCGUCAUCAUCAGUGGGGAGAGUGGCGCAGGCAAAACGGUGGCCGCCAAGUACAUUAUGAGCUACGUCUCCAAGGUGUCCGGCGGCGGAGACAAGGUGCAGCACGUCAAGGACAUCAUCCUGCAGUCGAACCCGCUGCUGGAAGCCUUCGGCAAUGCCAAGACGGUCCGCAACAACAACUCGAGUCGCUUCGGCAAGUAUUUUGAGAUUCAGUUCAGCCGAGGAGGGGAGCCAGAUGGCGGAAAUAUCUCAAACUUCCUUCUCGAGAAGUCACGUGUCGUGAGCCAAAACACAGAAGAGAGAAACUUCCACAUUUACUACCAGCUCUUGACUGGAAGCUCUGGGACGCAGAAGGAGAACCUGGGAAUCUCUACGCCAGAUUACUACUUCUACUUGAACCAAACUGGCACUUAUGUUGUGGAUGACACUGACGACAACAAGGACUUCCAGGAGACCAUGGCUGCGAUGCAGGUGAUCGGCAUUCUCCCCGACGAGCAAGCCAUGGUGUUGCAGAUCGUGGCCGGGAUUCUUCACCUGGGCAACAUCUCCUUCAUGGAGCAGGGCAACUACGCUGCCGUGGAGAGCCUGGACUACCUGGCAUUCCCAGCCCACCUGCUGGGCAUCGAGCAGGACCGGCUCAUGGAGAAGCUGACAAGCCGCACUAUGGACAGCAAAUGGGGCGGCAAGUCUGAAUCCAUCACGGUGACGCUCAACACGGAGCAGGCGGCCUACACGCGCGACGCGCUGGCCAAGGCCCUGCACUCUCGCCUCUUCGACUUUCUCGUGCAGGAAAUUAACAAGGCGAUUAGGAAGGAGAGGGAAGAAUACAACAUUGGGGUGCUGGAUAUCUAUGGCUUCGAAAUCUUUCAGAAAAAUGGUUUUGAGCAGUUCUGCAUCAACUUUGUGAAUGAGAAACUGCAACAGAUUUUCAUCGAGCUCACACUCAAGGCAGAACAGGAAGAGUACGUACAGGAAGGCAUCAAGUGGACACCCAUUGAAUACUUCAACAACAAAAUCGUCUGUGACCUCAUCGAGAACAAAGUUAACCCGCCGGGGGUGAUGAGCAUCCUUGAUGAUGUGUGCGCCACCAUGCACGCUAAGGGCGAGGGUGCAGACACCACGCUGCUGCAGAAGCUGCAGGCCGGCAUCGGCUGCCACGAGCACUUCAACACCUGGAACCGCGGCUUCGUCGUGCACCAUUACGCCGGCAAGGUCUCUUACGACGUGGAGGGCUUCUGCGAGCGCAACCGAGAUGUGCUUUUCCCUGACCUGGUCGAGCUGAUGCAGAGCAGCCAAUACCCCUUCUUCUACAGCCUCUUCCCCGAGAACCUGCAGGUGGAGAAGAAGGGCCGACCCACCACGGCUAGCAGCAAGAUCAAGAAACAAGCCAACGACCUGGUGAACACGCUGAUGCGAUGCACGCCGCACUACAUCCGCUGCAUCAAGCCCAACGAGACCAAGCGCCCUCGCGACUGGGAGGAGAGCAGGGUGCGCCACCAGGUGGAGUACCUGGGUCUGCGGGAGAACAUCCGCGUGCGCCGCGCCGGCUUCGCGUACCGACGCGUCUUCCAAAAGUUUCUGCAGAGGUACGCAAUCCUGACGGCGGAGACGUGGCCGGCAUGGCGCGGGGACGAGCGCCAGGGAAUCACACACAUCUUGCGCGCCGUCAACAUGGAGGCCGACCAGUUCCAGAUGGGGCGCUCCAAGGUCUUCAUCAAGGCCCCCGAGUCGCUAUUCCUCUUGGAGGAGAUGCGCGACAGGAAAUUUGACGCCUUUGCUCGCACGAUCCAGAAGGCCUGGCGCAAGUUCAACGCCUACAAGCAAUACGCCCGCAUGCGGGAGCAGGCCUCGGACAUCCUGCUCAACAAGAAGGAGCGGAGGAGAAACAGCAUCAACCGCAACUUUGUCGGAGACUACCUCGGUAUGGACGACCGACCAGAGCUCAGACAGUUCCUGGCGAGGCGAGAGCGUGUGGAUUUCGCCGACGUCGUCACCAAAUACGACCGCCGCUUCAAGUUGGUGAAACGUGACCUCAUCUUGACCGCUAAGUGCCUGUACCUGAUCGGGCGUGAGAAGGUGAAGAAGGGACCCGAGAAAGGCCAGCUGAUGGAGGUGCUCAAAAACAAAAUCGAAAUUGACAAAAUCCAGUCCAUCUCGCUCAGCACUUUGCAGGAUGACAUGUUCAUCGUUCACGAGCGCGAGGACGACAAUCUCCUCGAGUCUGUCUUCAAGACCGAGCUCCUCAGCCUCCUGUGCAAGCACUUUGAGGAGCUCACCAAGCAGAAGCUGGCCCUCAACUUCAACAACACGCUGGAGUUUAGGGUGAAGAAGGAGGGCUGGUUUGAGAAGGGUGGCACCCGCCAGGUGUCAUUUGUGUGCAAGACUGGAGACGUCGCAAUUUUGAAAUCCAGUGGCCGAGUUCUUACCGUGACCAUCGGCCGGGGACUGCCCUCCAGCUCACGCCCAAACAGAAAGGAGAUUAUGAGAGGCACGGGGAGAGGCAGGGGCUUUACAGAGCAACCGUCCUAUAAUAAACAAAUCCAGCAACGUCCACUGCCAGCCGUUAACGCAGGUAUGAAACACUCAACGUGUGGGAUCACGCCUGUCCAAGCAGGCUACAAAGGACACCAGCAGCAGCAGCAGCGGCACCGCAACGGUGCGCCGCCUUCUCAGCGUCAACCCACGGGUCCAGCCAAGGCACCCGCCUACGCUCAGCCCAACAUAAGGGGUGGCACCAAAAGGCAGCAACAGCAGGACCGACCUUCCCUGCCACGCCACGCGACCAACGUGCACGCCCCUACCGCUGCCCAGACCAAACGUGACAGGGACUUCAUGCGGGUGCCGGAUCAGGGUGCGGCGGGCAUGCAGAGGCAGGUGUCCCAGGUUCGCCCUACGCCGGGAGGCGGAAGAUCCAAGCUUCCCAUGCAAGCCAGAGCAGCCGCUUUCCCGCGCUGUCGUGCCAUAUACCAGUACGACGCGCAGGACACGGACGAGAUCAGCUUCAGCAUCGGCGAAGUCUUCGACCUCAUCCGGGAAGAUCCAUCAGGUUGGUGGAGUGGGUGCAUCCGUGGCAAGGAGGGAAUGUUUCCUGGGAACUACGUGGAGAAAAUAUGAGCAGCUUGGCCUUGAAAUGUGCAAUUUGGGUGUUCAAAUCCUCAGCAUGCCUUCACAGUGGCAGAGAGCAAAAGUGAUAACAUCUCUUUGUGCUUGAUCUCAAGCACACCUGGCAAUGUAUGUGUUGUUUCCUCAUUAGUGCACUCACUUGCAUAUUAGGCAGUGGUUCUCAACCUUUUUAUUAUGGUGCCCCCCAACCCCAGCCCCUGUGCGCCCCCCCAUCCCCCCCCCCCCCACCAUGAGAAAAAAUAUUGAGCAAUCAUCAAAGCUAAUCAGAUACUGAAGAAGCACUGACUCUACAAAUUCAAGUAAUUUUCCAUGCAUCCAGCUGCCUUCUGGUUGGCUGGAUGACACAGCCCCUCUUUGUCUCUUUAAUUGGUGCCCAUGUGCCAGCAAUUGAAUCUCAUGGUAUUUUCAUGAGGACAAACUUGAUGCAGGGCUAAAUAAAGUGCCAGGGUAAUUUAAUUGAUAGAAAUGUAACAGUUUCACUUUAAUAUUAUUGGUUAUUUCAGUAAAGUCACGUAGAUAGAAAAUAAAAAUAAUAAAAUUAAUUGAAAAUAAGAAAAGCAAAAAACCCACGACGUUUCAAUCACAACACAAGCGGUCUUCAUCAGGCGGUGGCUUCACUUUAAGCCACCGUAAAUUGCCAUCCACAUAAUGCAUUUGAUAAUAAAGUGCAUAGUUUCACAGAAGAGACAUACCAUGAUAUUAAUCUGUAAACGUAUGAAAUUUUCUCAUCCCCAAAAAAAUCUGUUUUUAUCUACACAGAUAUUUGGAAUAUGAAUCAUGAUUUUUUUAUUGAAUUUUUUUUAGGUCUUUGACUUCUAUGAAGUCUACAUCAUGGGGCCUCCUUUGCCAGUACCAAAAUAUGAGAAUGGGUUUUCCCCUUUUUCUGGCAGCAAACAGGUGUUAAGAUGUUUAAACACCAAAAUGAA